This is a messenger RNA of Rhipicephalus sanguineus (brown dog tick), 3546 nucleotides long. RefSeq names its product transmembrane emp24 domain-containing protein eca (gene eca). Gene Ontology annotation, biological process: Golgi organization; intracellular protein transport; endoplasmic reticulum to Golgi vesicle-mediated transport. The transcript is spliced from 4 exons. The coding region runs from base 108 to 764 and encodes 218 amino acids. The record is from RefSeq and is a predicted model, not a curated record. Gene Ontology annotation, cellular component: endoplasmic reticulum-Golgi intermediate compartment; Golgi apparatus; endoplasmic reticulum. NCBI's taxonomy places the organism in Eukaryota, Metazoa, Arthropoda, Arachnida, Ixodida, Ixodidae.
GAUGUUGGUUAGCCACCCUGUGUGUCAAACGUGGCGACCGGUUUGUUGCUUAUCUAACGUGUACUACGCGCCGCACGAUUUCACAGGGCCGUUGUAUCGCCUGAACGAUGUUCUCCAUCAAGUAUUACGCUGUGUUGUGUUUAAUUUUGUCGUUCAUCCAUCAUUCACUGGGACUGUACUUUCAUAUAUCUGAAACGGAACGAAAAUGCUUUAUCGAAGAAGUGCCGGAGGAAACGCUUGUCGUUGGAAACUACAAGUGCCAACUGUUCGAUCCGAAGACUGGCGGUUUCAUGCAGUCCAGUCCCGGGAUCGGUAUGCAUGUGGAGAUUCGCGAUCCUGAGGACAAGACCAUUUUGUCGAAGGUGUACAGCUCUGAAGGGCGCUUUAGUUUCACCUCGCAUUCGCCCGGUGAACACGUCAUUUGCCUCUACUCCAAUUCUUCCAGCUGGUUCAGCGGAAGUCAACUGAGGGUCCACCUUGAUAUCCAAGUUGGGGAGCAUGCUGUCGACUAUGGCAGUGUGGCACGGAAGGAAAAACUUACAGAGCUACAACUGCGUGUACGGCAGCUGUUGGACCAGGUUGACCAGAUCACCAAAGAACAGAAUUACCAAAGGUUCCGUGAAGAACGCUUCCGACAGACAAGUGAGAGCACCAACUCCAGGGUUCUAUGGUGGUCGGCUGGACAGACAAUCAUCCUUCUGCUCAUGGGAUUCUGGCAGAUGAGACACCUGAAGAGCUUUUUCGAAGCCAAGAAGCUUGUGUAAAACUGGAUACUGUGUGUACUCUGGAGUGACAUCCCUCCAUGUGUGGAAUGCUUUCCCUUAUUUUGGUGUCUCAUGGACAUUUAGCUAUACAUUUGAUGGUGUUUUAGAAUUGGCAACCCCUUGUGUUUCUUCAUGCUAAAGAAAAAAAAAAGUCUGGAAAGCAUUUUAACAUUGUGAUGACACCAUUUGCAAUAAAAGUUCUUCUAAAGCAGGGAAAGAACUUUCAUUGCAGAAUACAUGUAGUUGCCACCGUUGCUUUUGCUAUCUGGCUUAGGCAAAUGAAAGUGUUUCACUAUUUAAGAUCUUUGAUGUCCUAAAGCAAGUCUUUCAUGUUGAUGAGAAAGUGGACAAAAAUGGAACCACUAUAUUGUAUUGACCCAUGUUGCUUGAAUGGUUUUGCUGCACAUCAUGCAUGUUUUCUGUUUUGUAAGGGACACAGCUGUGUGUGCAGUGCGAUUUGAACGAUGCUGCAUGUCACUGUUUUGCCUGCAUCAAAUACUAGGAUACCAUGUCUAAGUGUCUAAGUUUGUAAAACUGGAGCGACUCAGCUGUACUUGAUGCCCCUAAUAGGCUUCUGUGUUGUGCAGAACAAUAAAGUGCAUGAAGAUAUUCUGUCAUUCUGUAAAGUUUGAUGUAAUCACUGCAUACAUGUACCUUUGUUACAAAAGGAAUUGAAUAUCAUUUGCCUGGCAUCAGUCUGAUAAGUCAAAAUACAGUCCAUGCCUGUUACAAUGAAUCCGCAUACAACAGACUAAGAUGCUCCAAGUUUGGUCUGUCUGAAUGCAACAGAUCCCGAUUUUUAACGUAACUAGCUAUGACAACAACAAACAUCUUGAGCGAAUAUUUGUCCAAAUAAGGUAUAUACAACAUACUUCACUGUGGUGGUGCAACAGUUUACUGGACACAACUUUGUCCACCCCCUUGCAGAAACUGCGAAAGUACGAGUUUUCUUAGAGAAGAAACACACUAGCAGCAAGCUAAAAAGAGGCACUUUAUCCUUAUGUUCAUUGAAUGUGAAAGUGUCGUGGAGAACAGAGAUAGAGACUGAGCAGACUGGUGAGGUCAUGGUGUGUUGAUUAUAUCGACGUCCAUGUCGUGUUAAAAUUGUCAGUCAAUUUUGAGGGUGGCCCACCCAAAUUUCUGGGGGUAGCCCUAGUCAAUUUGGGGAGUGGGCCAGGUCAGUUUUGAACAUGGGUGAACUCGGUUUUGAAUUGGGCGCCAAAAACCACGUGACAUCACAACUUGGUCCCGUGAGUUUUCUUGCCAUCGGGUGUUAACGCCAACACUUGCCAAGUUUUCCACUUCAUGGGGCAUAUAAUGCUUUCGCAUUAAUAGUGUUUUCUGGAUGAUUGUACAAGUGGCUUACCACCACCUACAACUGUUGGCGCACUACCGAGAGCGCUGCUAGGCCUAAGCCGGUUCGCUUUAGAGUGGGUUACGCAUAGGUGCGUUUUUCUUUCUUCCUUUUAUUAAUGCAUUUGUACGGACAUUCGAGACUCAUUUGUGCUUUUGCUGUCAUGCUAUUGAUGGCAUGUGUGGCCCCUACAGAGAGGUUUAGGUCUUCAGAGGCCACUGCAGAAAUGAGGACAACUGGAUGUAGAUUUAUGCUCUGCUCACUUGGCUUUGCAGGAGUCAAGGCAGCUUUCUGCCUCCCACUGCUCAUAUGAGCAUUGUGCACUCAAAUAUCAGUGUUCCUGCUGAGCAGCUGUGUGCACUUCAUUGCGCGUACACUGGUUUGAGCAGAAAGGACGCUAAAAUUCAAACUACAAACACUGACUCUUUUUCCUUUGGUCUCAUUCUGCGUGUCAUCUAGAUUCAAUGCUGCUAGUGGCAUGCCUCCUUGUACCAGCAUUACGAGAGGCCUUGUAGCUGCUAGGGCGCUGUUUCAGAGUACUGUGUGGAGCUUCAGCACAAUGCCAAGCCGUAGUAUCACCAGAGCCCUUCACUACCUGGUGCCACUUUCACUGCUUCACCCUUCAAGAAAAACUGACCAAUGUUUUUACUCUAGAUUUAUUGUUUUUCUUGUCACCUACAGAAUACAAUAAGUAAACAGUAGACAGUUGUGUACGUAAGAGUACUGUCAUUUCGUACCGUGGUGCAGAAUUAAACUUAGUAUGCGACAGACCUUACUGGAUUGUUAUGGUCCAUUGCAACAGGUGUAGACUGCAUUUGUUAUUGUUUUCAUUUACUGCACUAGGGAUCUACUACAUUUUUGGUGUGUCGUCAGGAGCUUGGGAAACUUACUGUGGGACAUUUGGCGUGAGAAAGUUCAAAUGUUGCUGUCCAAAGCUGCUUUUUGCCGUGUGAGGAGAAUAUGCAUUGAAAAAGAAAUGGUCUGCUGCAAAUUUGAAUUUGUUGCCUUCAUUGAGGUUUGUGCGUAGGCAAGUAGUUGUUCAAUUUCCUCGUGCUAAUUGUGUGCACGUAAAUACUGUUGACUAGGGCAUGCCAGAUCCUGCUUCGAGCCACUGUUGGAACUCUGAAGAGGUGCUGCAUCAAUGCACAACUUCAGCUUUGACAUAGUCAUCACCUCUGUAUGUUGGUAAUUCACUUAAUAUUUUCAUUAUAUAGCUGUAAACUGCUUUGCACCAUUGUCUUAUUAAGUGUUAUAGUGGGGGUGAGGAUUUUGAGUUGGUUGUGCAGUACACAUUUUGAAGGUCUGGAAACUUUUUUUUUUCACAAUCUUGAUGAAGGCAGAAAAUUUGUAUGAUGUCUUGUUCUGGUUUGUUCAUGUCAGCAUACACUGGAAUUGAAUGAGUUUGUAAUAAAAAGGUCUCCAGAAUUA